Messenger RNA from Asterias rubens (European starfish), 5637 nucleotides. RefSeq lists its product as uncharacterized. The transcript is spliced from 23 exons. The record is from RefSeq and is a predicted model, not a curated record. Gene Ontology annotation, cellular component: membrane. Gene Ontology annotation, molecular function: protein binding; G protein-coupled receptor activity. Lineage: Eukaryota; Metazoa; Echinodermata; Asteroidea; Forcipulatida; Asteriidae. Bases 158 to 4786 code for a protein of 1542 amino acids. Gene Ontology annotation, biological process: G protein-coupled receptor signaling pathway.
CUAACAUAACAGGCAGUGGAUGAACAUCGCUUUAUUUUACCUAUACAAUGAAGAAAACUGCUUUAACCAAGAUGUCUUCAAGUGGGUUGCAGUGCUAGCCAUUAACUGUUGAGGAUCUUAUAGUUUCUGUAUACCUGAAAGAGCUUAGUGGAGCAUCAUGGGCUACUUACAAUGUAUUCUCGGCGUUCUUCUCUUGCAAUGUCAGAUUGUGUUUACGCAGGAAGCAGCAGAGUCACUUUGUGGGCCGGCACAAAUCAAUCUGACGGACACAUACCUGCUAAACGUGUCGAUUCGUGACCACCGUGCCCAGGACUGCGUGUGGCUAGUCUCCAACAACCCCGGUUCAGUCACUUACAUCGAUAUUCUAAAUGACGUCUUCACUAAAGGCGGCACCUUCAAGGUCGGCAGAGGGCGCUACAGCGAGAAUCCUUCAUCAGUUAUUCAUGAGCUUGACAGAAGUCUGCGGAAAGGCGGGACGUCACUGCUUGUCAUUGAGACUAACUUGUGGAUAAGAGCUGCGUGGACUGAAUCUUUUUCGUUGAAUGGUUCUCUGGAGGUUCGUAUCCGGUCUCAGAACUACUCAAAUAAUGAAGAAGUUGAAUGCGACCCCGAGCAGGUUUUGUGUCUCUCCAACUUGAUAUGUCUCUCCAAGACGUUGGUCUGUAAUGGCAUUGUGGAAUGUUCCGAUUACUCUGACGAGAGUGAUUGUGAUAUUUGUGGUACCAAAAUUAUUCCUUUGCGAAGGAGCGAAACUUCCACGAUGCUAUUCCAAAGCCGCUCCGGCCAACUUGAAUCGUCUUUUGUUCUUUAUCCCGGAACAUCCGAGUCAAUCCCCAAUGCUACAUUAUAUGACGUCAUCGCGAUGCAUCAAUUAGUGUUGCCUCAGUAUUGCAUGUGGAGACUAUCGGAACAACUCGGAACCCGAAUUCGGAUCGAAGUGCUGGAAUUUGAUGGACAAGUCGCGAAUGUGUCCAUUGGGGAUGGAGUAGAUCCGUUCGACGUUCCGGUCUCUAUGUUUAAUACGGAUCGUCCCCAGACUCUCCGUACUGUACUGCCCUAUACGACCUUUUCAAUUAGUUCCGAAGUUUGGAUCAAGCUUGAGAUCAAAGGACAGUUUUCAAGAUUGAGGAUUUUGUUCACACCGUAUGAUGUAGUAGAAUGCGAUGAAGAUGAGUACGCAUGUCCGACUGGUCUGGACUGUCUGCAGAAUCACUCGUACGUGUGUGAUGGACGGAGGGAUUGCGCCACCAACGAGGACGAACUGGGAUGCGGGCGAUGCGACCCUUUGUAUUUUGAAUGUUCUUCCGGUGAGUGUAUUCCGAAUCCUCGAGUCUGCGAUGGUUUUGCGAAUUGUCUGGACUUUAUGGACGAAUGGAUGUGUGGAUACUGUGGCAACGACACAAUAUACACACGCCCUGACGUCAGCCAAUUGAUCGAGUACACCCAUGAGUCUGCAGCGUGCGUCUGGUUCAUCAUCGCCGAGCCAGGCUCCAGAAUCCGGGCCAAGUUUCUAGAGAUUCCCACUUGCUCAAUGUCCUUCCUCGGAGGAGGUGAUGAUUUAGAAAUUUACUCGUAUGACAAAGACUUGAUUAUUACUGAGUUGAACUUCACGAGACUGGUGUACCCGUCUUCGAUUACCGCUGAUGGGUCUAUGUGGAUCACAUUGCAAUGUCGAUGGGGUUUAAUGUGGAGUCAAUUACUACUAGAAAUAUCACAAUAUAACAACAUUGAGUGUCUCUCGGAGAAAGAAGUUCUCUGUGCAUCAGGUCUUGCUUGUAUUCAGAAAACAGCUCGUUGCAACGGAGUAACAGACUGCCCAGAUCAUUCCGAUGAGAUUGGUUGCGGUGACUGCACUGAGCUUGAGUUCUCUUGCCGAUCGGGGCAACAGUGUGUUUCCAGUCACCUGAUUUGCAACGGGUUCAGUGACUGCACUGACUCGUCGGAUGAGUUUGAAUGUGAGCCAUGUGGAGCCAGCUUUAUCAACGUUAGCACAGGUACCCAGAGAACAAUACCUUCCCCCGGCUGGCCAGAUGAGCAAUAUCCAAACAAAGCUCGUUGCCUAUGGCUACUAGUGGCAGAAGUGGGAUACAGAGUAGUUGUCACGUUCACGAUGAUGGACUUAGAGGAAAAGUACGAUUUUCUCAAAAUUGGAAACGGCGAUACCUUUGCAGAUCCAUUUCUAAAGUUGACCGGGAAACAGUAUCCCCUGAGUGUAGCAUCAAGGGACAACAUGAUGUUUCUUACAUUCGACAGCGAUUCCUCAACUUCAAUGGGCGGCUUCUCGCUUCAGGUUACGCAAGAGAAACACAACUCAGUUGGAUGUGGAUACAGUGAAGUUGCUUGCGACAUAGACGACCUCGUCUGCGUCAGGCACGACACAUCAGAUGCGGUGUGCUCACAAGACACCUGUGGUAUUCGUGGAUACUCAUUAGAGCAUGACGGCCAAACUCUGACGUCACCAGGUUACCCUGGCAACUACCUACCAGGGAUCGACUGCGUCUGGGAAUUCAAAUCUGAUACCGUCGCUCAUGGAAUUAUCGUCUCUAUUGUGGAAUUCGAAACUGAAAGUAUCCGAGAUGUGGUUCAAAUCGAAGGACUUUCUUUAAUUCUUGAUUUGGAGUUUAAUUUUUUCCUGGAGGGGACCACUAAGCUGAGGUACAUUGUCUUUGAUAAGAAACGUCCGGUGUUCAUCAGGUUUACCUCAGACUCGACGGUUUCGUUCAAGGGGUUUCAACUACAAAUAAGUGUGUAUGAACCAAUCGCUGGUUUCAAUGGAUCACUUUGUCAGGGAGAUGAUCUGUUCAGUUGUAGAGACGGGUCAUGUGUAACAAUAGACGCCAAGUGCGACGGGUUUAGAGACUGCGAAGAAAAUGGAGUGGAUGAAUAUCGGUGCUCCGAUGUACGAUGCCCGACGUCAUACCGAUGUGCGGACUCGUCGGAGUGUAUCCAUUGGAAACUAGUGUGCGACGGUAAAUCGGACUGCCCAUUUGAUGACGACGAAUCCAAUUUGACAUGUGGUAAUGAGUUCACAACGUUUGAGAAGCUAUCCCUCGCUCGUCGUUUUUUGGAUUGUACUAUAUUGAAAAUGUUUGCAUUCACUUUCGAUUCAUUAGAAAAUCGAUGUCCGCCCGAUUGCGAAUGCGAGGUCAACAAAGGCAACCUUAUCGUGCAAUGUUUACAUGGCUGGAAUGCCACAACUAUAGCUAGUAUCGUCAAAGGAACCAAACUCCUAAAUCUGUCCAAUGCUAACAUCAGCGUUCUCGAAAUGGGACUCUUCAAGGAAUUUUCCUUCCUAACAGCCCUAUAUUUGAUAGGAAAUGGAAUCGACUCGAUUCUGGCGGGUACAUUUUCCGAUCUGCAGAAUCUAACCUUCUUGGACAUUUCCAACAAUCCAAUCUCCAGCAUUGCCCCGAACAGCUUCUCGGACCUCCGGAGUUUGAAAACCUUGGUCGCGAAGAAUGUUCCUCUGACCACGAUAGACACCAACGGUUUCAAUGGACUGGUGCACUUGCAAAACUUAAUGCUUCUGAGGGGCGGGUUGCCGAGUGAUGAUCCAGUGGAUGUACGUGAGGGUGCACUCGGUGACCUCAAGAGCUUAUCUUUGCUCUACGUGGAUGACUACCGUCUCUGCUGUGAGUUUCUUUCUGCAAUCAAGCUAAACGUUUCGCAGUGCAUUACCACCGAGUUACAGCCACCGCUCAGCCUCUGUGGCAGUCUCAUGCAGAACCCACUGCUUCGCGUCUCGAUGUGGCUAUUAGGACUUAGCGCCCUCAUCGGCAACAUCAUAGUUAUCGUCUGGAGGUGUAGAGACGGUAAUGAGAGAGGCGGGAAGAAGACCUAUUCAUUCCUAGUGUUGAAUUUAGCCGUAUCUGAUUUCAUGAUGGGUGUUUAUAUGCUGAUUCUUGCCGUGGCUGAUGUGUACUUCGGUGAGAAAUACGCGCGGCAGGCGCACGCGUGGAGAUCGAGUGUGGUCUGCAAGAUCGCCGGAGUACUGUCGGUCGUAUCAAGUGAGGCCUCGGUGUUUUUUGUGACUAUCAUAAGUCUAGAUUGUUUCUUUUGCAUUGUGUUCCCUUUCAGUCAGAUUAAACUCAGGGAGAGAUCAACUAAGAUCAUCGUUGCUGUGAUGUGGUGUGCCGCUAUUGGUCUUAGCACUGGACCAACGGUUUCCGUUGGCGACGGGGAUUCGAAUGUGUACGGACUGUCUGAUGUCUGUAUCGGGCUACCGUUGAUAACAAAAUCAACAGGGUUUUCCCUUGAAACCAGUUAUAUCAUGAACCCACUCGGUGACUUUGACACGAUAUCGAUCCCCGUUGCCGAGGGGAAAGAACCCGCGUGGAUCUACUCCAUCGUUCUGUUUCUAGGGGUAAACCUACUCUGUUUCGUCAUCGUUUUCUGUUGCUACGUCGCCAUCUUUGUCAAGGUCAAACGCACAGCGAGUAAAGUUCGCGUCACGGCGCACCGUACUCGCGAAAUCAAAAUGGCGGUCAAGAUGGCGCUGAUUGUUGGGACUGACUUCGCAUGCUGGAUGCCGGUCAUAAUAAUGGGGAUUCUGUCACAGACGGGGGUGGUGGAAAUAGGCUCAGACAUCUAUGCUUGGAUUGUAGUCUUCAUAUUGCCCAUUAAUUCCUCCUUAAAUCCGUAUCUCUACACGCUGUACACGACAAUCUCAGCACAGCGCAAUGCGAAGAACUUAAAUACCGAGAUGUCAAAGUCAGUAACGACUGAAAUGAAGACUAAAUCCAUGGAGACGUUGAGUUCCACUGUGUCUGAAAACAGGCCCCAUUAGGAUAGAAGACUUGUUCAGUUCACAUCUUCAGAAUUAUUCAAACAAAAUAGAGACUUGGCGAAACCAAAAUACUUUUUACAUAGUUAUACAAUAUGCGAUUUUCCAUAGCAAUUAUAACAAAGUUGUAGCUUGUGUUUUUAUCGUUAGUCCUGUAUGUUCAUUUCUUGUUCCAUAUCAUGUUACUUAAUUUGUACCAGAUGGGCCGAAAACUAGUUAAUAAUCAGCUUAUUAUAACAAUUAAAAUAUAUAUGUUACCAUUUUUACUAUAAUUAGGCUAUACUUACUUUACUAUUUCCCCCCAAUUUCAUCUCCACUGGUUGGUGUUUCUGCUAAUAUUUGACAAUAUUAAGGGGCCUUAGUUUUAGUACGGUUCUUGUACAUCGUUUGCUUGCCAUCGUUUAUACUAAUUUUCACUAUAAUUUUUGAUUUCACAUGUGUUUGUAUAGUAUAAAUAUGAAGUUGUGCUUUUUUUAUUAGCAUUGUCAGGAGUGCACAUCAGAUGACGUUUUUUAAGACUGUUGCUUUCUCUACGCGGACUCUGCUUGUUAUAAAACUUACUUUAUUUAUUUACCAUUAUUGUAAGCUGAGAACCAACCUGUCUUUGCGUAAGUGAGUUAUUGUUGUUUAAGUAUGUUGAGUAAAAAUAUGAGGAAAGUUGUGGUUCUAGAUUUGUACGAUAUUUUUUUUCUCCAAAGGCUAUCAAAAUAAAGCUUUUAUCACUAAAAUAUGUGUUAUGAUGAAUAGACUAUAAUUAAACAGUUGACUAAGGUUUAAAACAAUUAGUUUCAAUGUUAUUUACAAACUUGAAAAUAAGCCCAAUCCGAGAGGGCGCUGUUCGUGACGUCGAUAGA